AUUGUGUAUUUCACUGUUAGCUCACUGAAACCGUUGCCCGCUGCUUUGUUUUCUCCAUGGUUACGGCGUACGUCGUGCACGUCACGUAGGUGGGCUUUAGUUUACGUAGCUUUAUGUGCGUAGCUUACGUAGCUUUGUGUGCGGAGUUUACGAAGCGUCUACGGUGCUCGUGAGCGGUUGCUUUUUCCUCCGAGCGUGUUAUUAGAAGAUCCCAGAUAGGAGAAAAAAAAGAAAAGAAAACAAUCCGCAGGUGGUUACCCAGGUGACGCAGUGGAAGCGCAGACAGCAGACCAGAGACAAUGACAGCACAGACAGCUGCACAUAGCUUUGGGAACUUUUCUCUGGCUUAGAGGAUCCUCUGCCGCCCCGAAGGAUAAUUUCUGAGCGUAGAAACGUGACACUGUCCGAUGGAGAAGUACGAAAAACUGGCCAAAAUCGGAGAGGGCUCCUACGGUGUGGUGUUCAAGUGCAGGCACAGAGACACGGGCCAGGUAGUGGCCAUCAAGAAGUUCGUGGAGUCUGAAGAUGAUCCAGUCAUUAAAAAGAUUGCACAGCGAGAAACUCGUAUGCUGAAGCUCAAACAUGUGAAUUUGGUCAACCUGCUGGAAGUCUUCAGGAGAAAAAGACGACUGCAUUUGGUGUUUGAGUUCUGUGAACAAACGGUCCUCAAUGAGCUGGAUAAGCACCCCCGAGGGGUACCUGAGGCUCAGCUGAAAAGUAUUGUGUGGCAGACUCUGCAGGCUGUGAACUUCUGCCACAAGCACAAGUGCAUCCACCGCGACGUAAAGCCGGAGAACAUCCUCCUCACCAAAACGGGAGUCAUCAAGCUGUGUGACUUUGGCUUCGCCCGCAUUCUCACGGGACCAGAGGAUGACUACACAGACUACGUAGCGACCCGCUGGUACCGGGCCCCUGAGCUGCUGGUCGGGGACACUCAGUAUGGACCGCCGGUGGACGUCUGGGCUCUGGGCUGCGUCUUCGCUGAGCUGCUAAGCGGCAAUCCUCUCUGGCCAGGGAAGUCGGAUGUGGACCAACUGUACCUCAUCCGGAAAACUUUGGGUGACUUGAUCCCCCGUCACCAGCAGAUUUUCAGAUCCAACGUGUUCUUCUCUGGAGUCAGUAUUCCUGAACCAGACACAAUGGAACCCUUGGAAUGGCGAUUCCAUGGAGCGUCUCCUCAAGCUCUUCAGGUCAUGAAGUCAUGCCUGGUGAUGGACCCCUCGCUGCGGCUGUCCUGUGAGGAGCUGCUGGAGCUGCCGUACCUUCAGGACGAGGGAGGAGCCAGCUGGGGCCGGGAAGUGGACCGCCCAGGAAGAAGACACGACAGAGCCUCCCGGCGCAAACAAGCCGGGGUCCAGUACCUUCCUCAGCUGCCUCACAGUAACAUCUCACCGGCCCCGGAUGUCAAGAAGCUAGUAAAGCAUAAAUACCACCUGCCCAACAUUUAAAGUCAAAUAACUUCACCUGCAGCCGUUUUAAGUGGAAAUAAAACGUUCAGUUUGCUA
Molecule: messenger RNA, 1505 nt
Organism: Fundulus heteroclitus (mummichog)
Lineage: Eukaryota; Metazoa; Chordata; Actinopteri; Cyprinodontiformes; Fundulidae
Product: cyclin-dependent kinase-like 1
Exons: 11
Coding region: 408-1448 (346 amino acids)
Biological process (GO): protein phosphorylation
Cellular component (GO): nucleus
Molecular function (GO): cyclin-dependent protein serine/threonine kinase activity; ATP binding
Source: RefSeq, a predicted model, not a curated record